GCUCGGCUCGCGGCCCCCAGACGCCGCCCGGCAGCAGCCGGCGGUCGCUCCCUCCCUCCCAGCUGCUGCGGCGGAGCCUGCGACCCGCUCGGCGAGGAGGGCGGGCCCCUCGGCGGGCUGGGACCCGGGCGGAAGCCGGGCGCCGAGGGGCGCGCAGGAGCCGUGCCCGCGGGGCAGAAGCCGUGCCCGCGGGGCAGGAGUCCUGGAGGCCCCAGGUGCCUCCCUGGGAGCCCCCGACAUCAACCCCGAGAACGGCGUUUCGAGGGGGUCGAGGCCUGAGCCUGGCAACUCGGUAACCUGGGGGGAGUGAUGCGUUUAGGAGCAGCGCGUCCGCUCGACACGGAAUUCCCUUUACUGGACGGAUGGAUAAAGUUCUGCGGCCUGGUGCUGAACCCCUUCUACCCCCAAGUCAGGACACUUCGAGAGCAUUUUCCCUUACACAGACCCUGUCAUAAAAGGCACCACCUUGGGAAUCAUUCACCGACCUCUUUCCGGUCUUCUCUUCCAAAACAAGACUGCAAGAAGCCUUGUUAAAGUGGAACUUCCUCACUCUUCCCCGCCAUCCCUCUCAUCAUUUAAUUGGAAAUGAAAUCCUGGGGAAGAGGGCUCCGAAUCCAGGAGCUUGGAGUUGAAAGUUGAGAAAAUGUGUUGCAAGCCCUGUGGAAGGAGUCAACUUUCAGGCUCUUAAAGACCUCAAGUCAUUAGCAUCAGCUGCUGCACCAAAGGGCAAGCCAGCGCCUCUAAGUGGCUUUAGCGCGCAAACGAGGCUCCAGAGACGGCCUCGGCCACUCCAUCCGCUCUUCCACCACCUGCUGGACGUGAGAAGCUCUCCGGAGCCCAUCUGGGCAGAAGGCAGAGCCUACGCGACCGCGAGCCCGACACCUCCGGACAUGGACGUACACGGACGGAUACAAUAGGCUCGAGAAACCCUCGAUCGCAGUUCCCGGCUCCAGGUGGCUUUAUUUGGGCGACUGGAUCCUGACCUGGUUCCGGUGAUGGAGGACCCCGGCAUCCAGCGAGGCAUCUGGGAUGGAGAUGCCAAGGCUGUGCAGCAAUGCCUGACAGAUAUUUUCACCAGCGUUUACACCACCUGCGACAUCCCUGAGAAUGCUAUUUUUGGUCCUUGUGUCCUGAGCCAUACUUCCCUAUACGACAGCAUAGCUUUCAUAGCUCUCAAGUCCACGGACAAGAGAACAGUCCCUUAUAUCUUCCGGGUAGACACCUCGGCGGCCAGCGGUUCCUCCGAAGGUCUCAUGUGGCUGCGUCUGGUCCAAUCAGCCAGAGACAAAGAAGAGCAGAACCUUGAGGCCUACAUAAAAAACGGACAGCUCUUCUACCGCUCUCUCCGCAGGAUUGCCAAAGACGAGGAGUUGCUAGUUUGGUACGGGAAAGAACUGACGGAGUUACUCCUGCUCUGCCCCUCUAGAUCCCACAGCAAAAUGAAUGGGUCGUCCCCUUACACAUGCCUGGAAUGCAGCCAGCGUUUCCAGUUUGAGUUCCCCUAUGUGGCGCAUCUGCGCUUCCGCUGCCCCAAGAGACUUCACAGCGCAGAUCUGAGCCCCCGAGAGGAGCAAGGCGGCGGCGUGGGCACCAAGGAUCACGGGGGCGGCGGCGGCGGCGGCGGCGGCGGCAGCCCAGACCAGCAGCAGCCGCAGCAACAGGACGCGCCCCUGGGUCCCGGCCCCAAGUUCUGCAAAGCCGGCCCUGUCCCCCACUACCCGGCCCCGGCCCCCGAGGGCGGUAACCCGCCCGCCGCUGCUGGAGGCGGCGGCGCGAAGCCGUCCACGGACUUUCACAACCUGGCGCGGGAGCUGGAGAACUCCGGGGGAGCCCGCCGCUGCUCCCCGGCCCCCAGCCUCCGGAGCGGCAGCGGCCACCAGGAGGCGGAGCUGAGUCCCGACGGCGGCGCCGCGGGUCUGGGCAAAGGGAAGAGGAAAUGCGCGGAGGAGGCGGCCGAGGCCGGCGGCGCGGGGCUGGCCGGGGGCCGCGGGCGCUUCGCCGAGCGGCCCCUGCCCGCCUCCAAGGAGGACUUGGUGUGCACGCCGCAGCAGUACCGCGCCGCCGGCAGCUACUUCGGCCUGGAGGACAGCGGCCGCCUCUUCGCGCCGCCCAGCCCCGAGACGGGCGAGGCGAAGCGCAGCGCCUUCGUGGAGGUGAAGAAGGCGGCCCGCGCGGCGGGGCUGCAGGAGGACGCGGCCGCCGACGGCGGGAGCUCGGCCGCCGAGGACCAGGACGCGGGCGGCGGCGGCUCGUCCACGCCCGUGGCCGCCUCGCCGGCCGGCGCCGAGCAGCUGCUGGCCCCGCGGCCCGGAGGCGCGCUGCCGGGGCGGCUGGAGGGCGGCAGCCCGGCGCGGGGCAGCGCCUUCACCUCGGUGCCGCAGCUGGGCGGCGCGGGCAGCCACGGCGCGGGGGGCGGCGCGGGCACCGGGGCCGCGGGCGGCGCGGGCGGCGGCCAGGGCGCCGCGUCGGACGAGCGCAAAAGCGCCUUCUCGCAGCCGGCGCGCUCCUUCCCGCAGCUGGCGCCGCUGGUGCUGGGCCAGAAGCUGGGCGCGCUCGAGCCGUGCCACCCCGGCGACGGCGUGGGCCCCACCAGACUGUACCCCGCCGCCUCCGACCCUCUGGCCGUGAAGCUCCAGGGAGCCGCGGACCUGAACGGAGCUUGCGGGGCCCUGCCGGGCGGCGGCGGCGGCGGCGGGGGCGGCGGGGGCGGCGGGCUGCCCAAGCAGAGCCCCUUCCUCUACGCCACCGCCUUCUGGCCCAAGAGCUCGGCGGCCGCGGCGGCCGCGGCAGCCGCGGCGGCGGCGGGGCCCCUGCAGUUGCAGCUGCCCUCGGCGCUGACGCUGCUGCCGCCGUCCUUCACGUCGCUGUGUCUGCCGGCGCAGAACUGGUGCGCCAAGUGCAAUGCCUCUUUCCGCAUGACCUCUGACCUGGUAUACCACAUGCGGUCGCAUCACAAGAAGGAGUACGCGCUGGAGCCCUUGGUGAAGCGAAGGCGGGAGGAGAAACUCAAGUGCCCCAUUUGCAACGAGUCCUUCCGGGAGCGCCACCACCUCUCCAGGCACAUGACCUCGCAUAAUUGACCCUGGCGCAGAAGACCCCAGCUUUCCCCGCGCGCACACUCACAGGCGAGCCACCUGCAGGGACAAACACUCGAGGACAUCCCCCACCUCUUUGUGACCUGAAACGUCAUCGCAUCCAGAGAGGCAGACACACACACACACACACUCACACAGUGCUCUCUCCCCGCCUUUACCUCCAGACGUUGACCCGAGCCCUACACACACACACACACACACACACACACACACAGGAUGGUGGACUUUUUUGAUCUGCUGGGUUGUUUGAGGGGUUUUCCUUUGAAUGCACGCAUUUUCACUUUCCCAAAAACAAAGGUACAUUUUUUAAAAUGUCAUAUAUUGCAACAUAUUGAUGCAUUUGUCAUACGUUUCUACUUAAAUUAUUAAGCACUUACGGUUUAGAUGUAAUAAUUAUAUGUAAGGGCAAAUUUUAUUUUAGAUAUAAAGUCAAGGAGGAGAGGGAGAUGCUUUCUGCAUUUCUUGGUUACAGUUUGUGUUCUUACAAAAAUAAGCAAAACACGUAAAAAGGGCGUCCCCAUUGAAUUUAAGUUUCCGAGGAAGUGCAUGUAUCAUGAAAUGAUUAUGGACUUCAGUGAAGAAUGUCAUCGUUAUGUAAAUACGUAUUUCCUUUUAAUACAAAAUGUAAUUUUGUGCCAGUGAAAUGGAGUCUGAAUAGUUAUGUGUUUCUUUUAUCCCUGGAAAGAUUUAUUAAGCUUUAUAGAUUAUCUGGGUAUGUUGGAUGCUUUGACAAUAAAUGACUAUUUUCUUCAAA
This is a messenger RNA of Phacochoerus africanus (Common warthog), 3849 nucleotides long. It is a transcript of the gene PRDM8, whose product is annotated as PR/SET domain 8. The transcript has 8 exons. Bases 996 to 3080 code for a protein of 694 amino acids. Gene Ontology annotation, cellular component: nucleus. The record is from RefSeq and is a predicted model, not a curated record. Lineage: Eukaryota; Metazoa; Chordata; Mammalia; Artiodactyla; Suidae. Gene Ontology annotation, molecular function: protein binding. Gene Ontology annotation, biological process: regulation of DNA-templated transcription.